AUGAUUUACAGAAUUAGAUAUUUAUCCACUCCAUUCAAAGUAAUCCAACGGUUUCAGUCAGCUGUUCAUGAACGGCGCUUUGUAUCAUCUGUUAGUAAUUACGCCGAGUCACCAGCAAAGUUAACGCAAAGUUAUUAUCAUCACGCCUCAUCGGUGCCUUAUCGCUAUCGAACCGUUGGUCAACAACUGGAUCAUUUAACGUUAAUUCAACCAACAUUUGAAUGUUACGUGUUUCAAGGCGAGAAUAAACGAUAUACACUUAAAACACUGAAAGAUGAAAUCGACAGUAUAGCAGUAUCAUUAUUAGAACUCGGUUUCGAGAAGAAUGAUCGAUUAGCUGUUUGGUUACCAAAUACAUCCGAAAACGUUUCAAUGACUUAUGCAUGUUCAAAAUUAGGCGUUAUUAAAGUAAAUAUUAAUCCUGCUUACCAGGAUCGUGAGUUGUCCUAUUGUUUGAAUAAAGUUGGAUGUAAAGGGCUUGUUAUGCAACCAAAAGUCAAGUCAAUUGAUAGUUUAAAUAUUCUAAAACGAAUUAUACCUGAACUCGAACAUCAGUCAGGUGAUUUAAAUUCAAAAUUGAUACCAUCAUUAAAACAUGUCAUUAUAACUGGUGACUCAACGCCUGUAUCUGGUACACAUUCUUACAAUUAUUUAUUGAAUCGUGGUGCAAAUAAAAGGCAAAACGAAUUAUUCGAACGCCAAAACUUUCUCGAUCCCGAUACACCAUUAGCAAUUUAUUUUACAUCAGGUACAACUGGUUCGCCGAAAGCAGCAAUAUUAACUAAUUUUAAUAUGGCGAAUAAUGGUCGAGUAUUUAAGUUACUAUAUUCGGAUUAUUUUGAGAAACUUUGUUGUCCAAUACCUCUAUUCCAUGUAUUUGGUGAAGUAUGUGGUACAUUGAAUAGUAUCACGAACGGAUUUUCUACCAUCUUUCCCUCUAUGUUGCCUGAUACUGUAGCCACAAUGAAGGCAAUCGAACAAGAACGAUGUACAUGUUUAAUAGGUGCACCUAUUAUCUUUCAGAAUAUACUAACGCAUGUUGAUCGCAAAAAGUACGAUAUGAGCUCGUUGCUUUUCGGAAUUGUUGGUGCUGCUCCUGUGUCUUUACAAUUGUUAGAGACAAUCGAAAGAGAAAUACCAAUUAAAUACAUAUCACAGGGCUACGGAAUGACAGAAAACGCGGCAGCUUUAACGAUGAGUGUAUUUGCUAACGAGGAUAAACAAAGAAGACAUGGUUCUGUCGGUAAAGCAAUGCCACGUCUCGAAGUGAAAUUAGUGAAUAAAAACGGUGAAACGGUGCCAAUUGGUGAAGUAGGUGAAAUAUGGGCACGUGGUUAUAAUGUAAUGAAAGGUUAUUGGAAUGAUCCGGAUAAAACACGUGAAACAAUAACAAAUGAAAAUUGGUUGAAAACAGGUGAUGUUGCCACGAUGGAUGACGAGGGUUAUUUAUAUUUUCACUCUCGACAAAAAGAAAUGGUUAUUAUUGGUGGUUUGAAUGUUUAUCCAGUGGAAAUUGAACAUACUCUUGUUGAACAUCCCCAAAUAGCCGACGCACAAGUAUUUGGUAUCCCUGAUGUGAAAUAUGGUGAAGUAUUGUGUGCAUGGAUCAAGUUAAAAGAGCAUGAACAUGGUGAUAUACAAGAAAUUAAAGAUUUUCUUAGCAAACGUCUUGCCUUUUAUAAAAUUCCAAAGCAUAUCAAGAUUGUCGAGUCGUUUAUCGAAUAUAUGACACCAACGGGAAAAGUUCAAAAGUCCAAGUUAAUCGAGAUAGCAAAAGAAUUGAACAAAAUAUAA
This is a messenger RNA of Didymodactylos carnosus, 1794 nucleotides long. NCBI's taxonomy places the organism in Eukaryota, Metazoa, Rotifera, Eurotatoria, Philodinida, Philodinidae. The record is from the annotation of a GenBank genome assembly.